AACCUCUCAAUUUUGUUUCUGUGUAACCUUGUGAGUUUUAGUCUUUGCCAUGAACAAUAGCAACGCAGGCAGGAUGAGCCAGUUUACCUUUGAUCAACUCAGUCACAGUGGUGUAGCGUCAAACCCCUAUGCUCAAGACGCUUUGGUUCCACAAGACCAAUCACGCAGCGCAUCGACACCAUUCUCCUACCUACAAAAUUUGGCGGCAGCAAAUCUUCAGCUUCAGGAUCACCAGCACUAUGACAACUUGUUUGAUGGAGUAAUUUUUCCCUCCUUGCCAGAUGUCUCUACGGGCAUGGGCUCCAAUGUGAACACACGACUCGUACAUCAUGAUGCGUUUGCGCCUUUGGGUGAUAGUAAGUUGAUGGCAGCACCAACGCCAGCAAUGGCCUUACAGCCAAGACGACAGCAUCUCCAGCCGCCAAAUAUUCCCGGCUUGCUUGACUUGCUACCAAGUCCACACGACUUCAACCAGUCGCUACCACAGAGUAACGUAUUCGGAAAGCAGCCGUCAAUGAAAGAACCUGAAAACCCAGCGACAACAUUCUCCUUCCACCAAGGUCAGACGGCACAGAUUCUUCCGCAUAGCCUAAUGCCGGAUAACCAGCAUAAUUCCAACAGCUUGAGUGAUGCAGCACUCUUUCCGUUCCCGCCACAAUUUUCUAAAGGCGUCAGCUCAUUUGGAAAUAUAGGAUUCCCUCAUGAUGUGUUUGCGCCUACUGGUGACACGAAUGCGAUGGUCGUGUCAAGGCAAGGACGACAAUAUAUUGCAAGUUUACCGGAAAUGCCACCAAGUCGUCGUCACGACCUCAGUGAGCCACUUUCGCAGAGCACCUUACUUGGGCAGCAGCCGUCAAUGAAAGAACCUGAUUACUCAGCCAUACCAUUCUCCUUAAACCCAGGUAAGGCGGAACCACUCAUUCAGCCUAACUUACUCGACAGCUUGAGUGAUGCAGCAAUCUUUCCCUACCUGCCAAAAGUCUCUACUGCUAUGCGCUCCGAUGUAAAUACAGGAUUAAAUCAUGAUGUGUUUGCGACAUCGCGUGGUAGUGAUGUGUUGCUAUCACCAUCACUAGCUAGAGGCCCACAACAGCAACAACCACAACAACAACAUCACAAGCCACCACAUAUUCCCAGGCUGCAGGUAAUGCCACCGCAUCACCAUGACCUCAGCGAGCCACUACCACCGAGUAACGUACUUGGACAGCAGCCGUCGAGUAAAGAACCUGAAAAAUUUGCCAAAGCCAAACGAGUCUGCCCGGAAUGCAAAAGGAGUUUCUCUUAUCCGUCGCAGCUCAAAAGACACUUGACAGUGCACACUGGCGAGAGGCCAUAUCGUUGCACAGAGUGUGGACAAGCCUUCUCGCGGAAGCGUAGUCUAACUGUGCACGUCCGAAAACACACCGGGGAGAAGCCAUAUCAUUGCGACAGAUGCAACUCACGUUUUUCUCAGCUAUGGACACUAACCGAACACAAGAGAAUACACACAGGCGAGAAACCGUAUAAGUGCAGAAUCCCGGGCUGUGAACAGGCAUUCUCACAGUCCUCCAACCGCAACCGGCAUGUGCUUGGCCACAAGGCGAAUACCCAGAAGCAAACCAAACCUGCCAGUGGAUGCAACUAAACAGACAGUGCACUAUUGCUCCCGCAUCACCAGUUCAAAAACAACAAUGUCGGCAGGAUCUAGGAGCAGCAAAUAAGAAGAAACCAGAGACAGAAGUCUCAGUUUACGUGAGAUUAAUUCCAAUUAUGAGCAGGGGCAUGCUUUGCACACUGGGGCGCACUGUGCCGAAUAUGAGCAAUAGAAGAAUCUGAUCACAUGUGUGCGUGUGUGUGUGCCUUCAGUACUACUAUUCGGGUAUGUACGUUUCAUACCCUCAAUUCCCAAAAAUUAAUAUGGUGCCACACCCAGACCGCCAUACAUGCACGUGUACUCGUACUUGCCUAAAAAUGCAUUUGCCGGUUCAGACAUCCCUCCACUCCGCGAUCAAAAACCCUCACUUCUUUGAUAUAUAUGAUACAAAAUAGCAUAGAGUUUUGGCUUGUUUUGAUACAAUGUCUGCUGGUUCGUUUGUGGUUUUUCUCUUUUGCUGUGGUUCCUUUUGCUACAUGUGACUGUUGUGCAUGUGGAACGUGGUGGUCGUUUGUUCCGUGUACUGAUUUUUAGAAUGUCAUCAAGGGGGCAGGUGAUGUAGAACGAUGUGUUGUUUUUCUGCAUAAUGACAUUCCCCAAACUGUCUAUUGCCUCGCAUAGAUGCGUUAUAUGAGCAUUCGUGAUUUUUGAGUCUUCAGUUUUGUCUUUUUCAGUCUUUGUGUUCCUUCCAGUGGAGUUGUUGUCCCUGGUAUCCCGUCAUGUCCUUUGUUCAAAUACG
This is a messenger RNA of Sycon ciliatum, 2372 nucleotides long. Its product is annotated as zinc finger protein 362-like. Gene Ontology annotation, cellular component: transcription regulator complex; chromatin; PcG protein complex. The transcript has a single exon. Gene Ontology annotation, molecular function: RNA polymerase II cis-regulatory region sequence-specific DNA binding; DNA-binding transcription factor activity, RNA polymerase II-specific. The record is from RefSeq and is a predicted model, not a curated record. Gene Ontology annotation, biological process: regulation of transcription by RNA polymerase II. The coding region runs from base 50 to 1624 and encodes 524 amino acids. NCBI's taxonomy places the organism in Eukaryota, Metazoa, Porifera, Calcarea, Leucosolenida, Sycettidae.